UACAUGUACAGAAGUAUUAUCAAAAGAAUACCUACAGUUCUUCAUCCGCAACCCAAUUCCUUAACAUAUCAUGCUUCAUUAGCUGGAGUUGUUGGAGCUGGGUGUACAAACAACAGUCAAUGCGUAGAUAUAUCCAACACCACCUGUACAGAAAGUACUUGCCAGUGUAUUCCUGGUUACUUCGCCGACCACGGAGAAGUGGGUUGUUCCAAAAUUCAGCUAGGUUCCACGUGCAAAAUAGGUGUCCACGAGUUUUGUUCUGGCGCAGUGGAACACAGCUAUUGCGAUAGCAGCAGCACCUCCUGCCGCUGCCAGACAGGGUACUUUAAUGCGUCUAUGGACACCUGCAAGAAAGUUACUUUGGGAAGUCCGUGCUCUUCUAAUGCGACAUGUGAGGACAAUGUUAACAAUAGUACCUGUCUGGAUGAUAUUUGCGUCUGUCUACCAGGUUUCUACAACAAAAGUGAGCACGAAUGCAUGAAAAUUGGACAUGGAAUGCCGUGUAGUUCUGAAAAGUUUUGUAACAGUUCUCUUCCGCUAUCUACCUGUGUGCAAGGGCGCUGCGUAUGCCAAGAGGAGGCGUUUUUAAAUACGAGCUCCCAUAUAUGCGAGCCCAGGAAAAGGCUUCAUAAGACAUGUAGUGGGAAUGUUCCCAACGAGUGCAGGACGGGAAAUUCUACUUGUUCCGGAGGGAGGUGCUCCUGUUUACCGAGAUUUUAUCCCUAUCAGCGAAACUCUUCAUUAUCGUGGAAGUGUUUGCCAAAAGUUAAUGUAAACGAGAGCUGUGACGAAAGUAGAGCUCCAGAUGUUUGCCUGGACCCCCAGUCGACUUGCCUUCAAGGACGAUGUCAAUGUAUAUGGAACUUUGUGCAGAGAGGGACGGUUUGUGUAUCUAAAGCUGAUAUCGGUGAGAACUGUAACCAAACAGCAGAAUGCCAGGAUCCAGAUUCUGUGUGCCGGGAUUCGGUUUGUGACUGCAAGAAUGGGACAUACGUGGCAAUACUUCCAACAUACAGAUUGUGCAAGACUUUAGAGUCCCUUGGAAGUCGCUGCUUAUCUAACAGCAGUAGAGUCUGCAAAGAUCUGAAUGCAGAAUGCCAGGCUGGAACUUGUCAAUGCAAGAAGGAAUAUUAUCAGAACAUAUCGGAAUGUGAACAAAAAAUGCCCCUCAACAGUCCUUGCCAAGGACCCGACCAUUGUGCUACCGCAAACAGUGUUUGUGUCAGAAAUGUAUGCAAAUGUGACGCCUCUUACAUUGAAGACCACGGGUUUUGCUGUAAGAUACUAUAGAUAACACACAUUUUCUCAUAUGAAUAGUAGCUUAAACCUUAAAAAAUUGAAAAAUGAUAACAGUUCUCUGAACACAAUCACUAAAAAUACAAUAUUGCCUUAAAUUCCCACUGCUUGUGUCUAGGAACUUCACAUUGUGUAAUAC
Molecule: messenger RNA, 1435 nt
Organism: Lingula anatina
Lineage: Eukaryota; Metazoa; Brachiopoda; Lingulata; Lingulida; Lingulidae
Molecular function (GO): calcium ion binding
Source: RefSeq, a predicted model, not a curated record